This is a messenger RNA of Uloborus diversus, 4897 nucleotides long. RefSeq lists its product as uncharacterized. Bases 164 to 4897 code for a protein of 1577 amino acids. The record is from RefSeq and is a predicted model, not a curated record. The transcript has 14 exons. Gene Ontology annotation, biological process: dense core granule priming; synaptic vesicle priming; synaptic transmission, glutamatergic. Gene Ontology annotation, cellular component: presynaptic membrane; neuromuscular junction; terminal bouton. NCBI's taxonomy places the organism in Eukaryota, Metazoa, Arthropoda, Arachnida, Araneae, Uloboridae. Gene Ontology annotation, molecular function: syntaxin-1 binding; diacylglycerol binding; calmodulin binding.
AUGGCGGAAAUGUGUCUUCUAAUGGAAUACUGGUGCUCAUACAGGAGGUGUUUUCUAAACGCCAUGGAAUGAACGGUGUGUUGAACGGGAUAACUGCACGGUUCAGUGGAUUAUGUAAUCCAGGUGUUUAUUGAACAACUACUAUAGUUGUUUUUUGCGAAGUAUGUCUCUUCUAUGCGUCCAGGUAAGAAGUGCAGCUUUGAUAGGACCACCAACUCAAUUUAACACUUAUGUUACACUGAAGCUGCAAAAUGUGAAAUCUACAACAGUAUCCGUGAAAGGAAAUAACCCUAGUUGGGAGCAAGACUUCAUUUUUGAAACAAAUAGGCUUGAUAUUGGAUUAAUAAUUGAAGUCUGGAAUAAAGGUAUGCUGUGGGAUAAGCUAUUAGGGACCCAGUGGAUGCCAUUGACCAGGAUAAAAUAUACUAAUGAGACUGGUGAAGGUCAAUGGCUUUCUCUGGAUCAAGAGCUGGUAAUGGAGGAAGGGGAAGUGGUCGGAACCAAAGUGCCUACCGGACAUAGCCUUCUUCUUGAGGCUCAUUUUGAACUUCCAUGUGAUGAUUUAGAAGAGGCAGAGCUCAUGAAAAAACUAGACUUCUUGAAUGAAGUUCUGGGCCAAGAGAUAUCAAGCUUAAGGGAACAAGACAGAAGACAUAAUUUUACACAUAAUUGCUCUGGCGUCUCUGAAGAUAGUGAUUACACCAGUGAUGUCAGCUACCCUACGGUUCAACACCCAAGUGCCUCUAUUCAUCAUCCCAACAGCUCGGCGUCACAAUUCGGUGGAGCUGCAGAGAUAACUCGCAGGGCUUCCGAAUAUUCCUCUCAAGAGGAUAAAACUAAGUAUAUAGAACCAGGCAAUAGUUAUGAAGAAUAUUAUGAUAGUACUGUAAAUUAUCGAGAGCGGAACAAUUACAUCGACCGAAACUGCUCUGAAGAUCCAUUGUAUUAUAAUAGCCGACCAAAUAAUCGUAUGAACUCUCGUAGUACUGAAAGAUCACGCUCAACUAGAUCAACAUCUGGCUACAAUAAUAGUCUUAGUUUAGAUUAUGAUAGUGAUAUGCGUUACUCAUUUGAAACGGACAGAAGUUCUAAGCAUUGUCAUUGGAGUGAAGAAACUAUUGACAGUGAAACAGAUAAAAAGAACUUGGAGCGUUUCCAACGCUCUGAUAGAAGGCGUAGUUUAGAACGACAAACUGGGUUUGAUGAAUCUCUUCAUGAUCGUUUCAUCGAACAGUACAAUCAGUCAGACCAUGAAUAUCGGGACAGCACUGAAUACCCACAAAGUAGUUUUGACAGUUAUGGGAGCUUCAGAGAAGACUCUGUUUCUACUGAAUGGGAGAGGGGCAGUAGAUACCAGCAAUCUCAGAGUUAUACGGAAACAGACUCCUACUACACCCCAGAAUGGAAUAAUGAGACCGAACCAACUCCUGCCAAAGUUAGUAAUAAAUAUGUGCCAGAGGAAAGAACAGACUGGAGUAAAGUAAAUGGUACAAUAGGGGUUAGGAACAACAAACCAAAACCAGACCUGGAAGACUGGCGCAAUGACAGCACUAGUAGUGAAUGGAAGAAUAGGAGUGUUGAAUCAGAGUGGAGUAAAGAUAGCCCCAAAACUGAAUGGAAUCACGACAUUCCGAUCAUUAAAGAAACUCCUCCCCAUGGUAGAAGUAGUUGGGAGAGUGAUGUACCUCCGAUUGUUGAUAGAGUUCCACCCAUCGUUGACAAAGUUACAGAAAAAGUUAAAGGCAGUGAUAGGUGGAAUGGCCACCCUGUUGAUGUAACAAAAGACAAGGAUAGGUGGAAUAGUACAUCUUUAGAACCUGUAAAAUCCACCGAAUCUUGGAACAACAAAAAAUUAGAACCAGUUAAAAGUAGUGAUAGGAGGAACUCUGUAGUACCAGCAAAAACUAGUGAACUGUGGAAUGGCCAUGUUGCAGAACCAGUUAAAGCCACUGAUAGGUGGAAUAGCCCUGUUGAUACACCAAAAGUUAACAAUGAUAGGUGGGCUAAGCAUUCAUCAGUGGAACCUGUAAAUAAUGCAGAGCAUUGGAAGAAUUCAGUAGAGCCAGCUAAGAGUGGUUGGAAUGAAGAAACCAUCGAGGAAGAGGAAGAGUGGGCUGAACCUAUGUCAAAUCAUCAAAUUGAUUCUAUAAUUAGUGAUUGGCAGAAUGAUAAUGAGAAUAGUGAGUGGAUGCCUGAUGAUGAAGAAAGUUUUGAGAAGGAAUUGCCUAAAACAGAUUAUUCCGAAGAUUUAGAUAAAGAACUUCCAAUGGUUGAAAUAGAAACAGUUGAUGAUAGAACUUUUAAACAACCUAGGGAUUCUAUAGAUUAUGAAGGCAACACAUUAGCGGUCAUAAGCAAAGAUGAGAGACGUGCUAGUGUGCUAUCUAAUAAAGGUUUAGCUCCAUCUUUAGAUAUCCCUGAACUAAGUAGUGACUUAUUAAUGCCACGAACUGAAGUUCCUGCAAUUGCCAUUGACGAUAGUGAUCCUACAAUGUCCAGGGCCAAGCGGCGAUGGAUCAAUGCAUUUAACAAGAUAGUUGCACAACUGAAUGAGGUUGGUGGUGGUUUUGCCUGUUUGAGAGUUACCAAAAGGAACAAAUUUUUGGUCCCACUCACCCUUGAAGAACCCAAACAUUGCUUUGUCGAGUGGUUGCAACUUGUCACUCUGAUGGCUUGGUUGCGAAAGUUGCACUUCGCAUCCCACCAAGUUUUGCCUCUGGCCCUCAAACUCCUGUUGGACAACCUCAUCAAUCAAUGCCGCAAAGUCAAGCAGUCAGUGGAAAUCAACCUCAUGGGCCUGGUGUUCCACAAAAUAUUAGUACAACACCUCACCCUCCUGUUGGUCACUCACCUGGUCCCCAGCAACAGCAAUCUCCAGUCUCUCAACAAGCUCAACAGGCACAGCAACAGCCCCAGCAACAACAACAACCACAGGCUGAACAGCAGCAGCAACAAGCAUCGCAACAACCACAGCAACAGCCUCAGCAGCAACCUGUACCCCAGCAACAAACACAAUAGCAGCCGCUUCAGCAACAAGCCGGAUCCCAGCAGUUUCCCGCUAGCCAACAACAAUCGAGCAUACAGUUCUUCAUUGAAACCUGCAACUCCUUCAUCAGAGGAUGAAGCAACUGUUCAACCAAGGACUACACUUUCAUACCUGAUACGGAAAACGAGAGCUUCGGUUCUUCUGCUAGUCACAAUGCAUAUUCCUGAUUUAUAUCUAGUGCUAACAUUCAUUGAUUUCGUGUCCGGUCAAGAAACAUUCGAAGAAUUGAGAAGAACCAAAAAAUCGAAAUCUUUAAUUGAAAAUCCACAGUUUGGUAAUAACCAAAACUCAAAAAUGAAACAUGAAGAAGAAAAGAUUGUUGAGACCUAUCAUCACAUUAUUAAGAAAAUACUACCGCCAUUUCAGCCGAACACAAAAGCAGCAUUUGAAAACGGUGACCUACGAAAAAGCUUUCAUGACCAAUCGUUACAUUCGCCUAUCAGUCCGAAAAAUGACAUCUUUAAAGGGAACAUGAAAAAGAAAGCUGCAAUACUGGAGAAAAAUUCUAAUGAUCAUCAUAAGCUCGUAAAGAAUUUUAACAUCAAGGUGGUACCAAAGAAACACCAGAAAAUGAAUUGGACAAGACAAAGAAAUGAACAACCUAGUGUUCAUCAUCUGCAGAUGGUCACUGCAGAGAAUCAGGAAUUUUCUGCAUUUAAGCCAAAAAUAACAUGGUAUGUCAAAGAACAUGAUGAAGCUACUAAACCGGAGAAAAAUUCUAAUGAUCAUCAUAAGUUCGUUAGGAAUUUUAACAACAAGGUGAUACCGAAAAAAGACCAGAAAAUGAAUUCGACAAGAUAUAGAAAUAAACAACCUGGUAUUCAUCAUCCUGAAUUGGUCUCUGCAGAGAAUCAGAUUUUUAUCGCAUCUAAGCCAGAAACAACAUGGUAUUUCAAAGAACAUGAUAAAAUUUCUAAUAACAGUAGACAUGCCAGAAGUAUUGAGAAGCAUACCUCAGUGGUCGAUGAUUUUUUCACAGUUGAUUACAGCUUUGAUAUCAACCAUGAUGAUGGACUAGUACCACGCGACGAUAUCAAUUAUUUCUCAAUGCAAAACACGAUGUCUUUAAAUGAAGAAAACAACAGCGCAAAUCAGUUCACAAGUUCUCGUUAUGAUGCUUCAGAUAUUGCAAAUAUCUCUUUAAAAAUUGCAUCCCGAACUUCACAAACCAAAGAUCAACCUAGUCUUCUGAAUGACAUAAAAGUUUCUCCGGAUGUAAGACAAGUUCAGUCCAAUGAAGAUAAUACCAUUAUUCCACCUAACAUAUUGGCUCAUUCAAAGCCUAAUGAAUUAGGUAUCGUAAUUAAAGAUAUCAGUAAAUCUGCUACCCCAGCCAGUGAUACUCUGGAAAUACUGAAAGUCGAUAGGCAUGAAAAGGAGAAACUUUUUGUUUUUGGAAAAUCAACGCGGCUUGGCACUGUUAAAAAUUCCACAGAAGUUCCAGAAACUCUUAUUGCAGGCAAAGGUGAUGAAAUAACUCAUUCAUCUAGUAUUUUGUGGUGGUCUGGAUAUCUAUGUGUAUUUGUUAUCCUUGCUACUGGCUUCAUUCUUUAUUUUUCCUGUAAACACACAAAGUGGGACUGCCCUUUGAUAAUGAUGCCAUGUGGGAUGCCGAAAGUUUUUCAAAUUGAUGAGAAAACCGAAAAAAAGAAUGGAAAUGAUUUUACUUUCGAGUCUCAAAAUGAGGAGUCACCCGACGUUGAAGAAGACAUUCAACUUCUGAAGCAAACCAUAGACCAUAUUAUUUCAAAAUAUCAAAUGCAUUACCACAAAGUAGUGGAGAAAACAUAUUCGUCACCUGAACACCACGAAAUGAUGCAAAGAGUAAUACCAAUCGAAAAGGAUGGCUGA